Messenger RNA from Anguilla anguilla (European eel), 2585 nucleotides. RefSeq names its product DR1-associated protein 1 (negative cofactor 2 alpha) (gene drap1). Gene Ontology annotation, molecular function: core promoter sequence-specific DNA binding; transcription coactivator activity; protein heterodimerization activity. Lineage: Eukaryota; Metazoa; Chordata; Actinopteri; Anguilliformes; Anguillidae. The record is from RefSeq and is a predicted model, not a curated record. The coding region runs from base 97 to 783 and encodes 228 amino acids. Gene Ontology annotation, cellular component: nucleus; negative cofactor 2 complex. The transcript has 7 exons. Gene Ontology annotation, biological process: negative regulation of transcription by RNA polymerase II; transcription by RNA polymerase II; positive regulation of transcription by RNA polymerase II.
GGAGGCGUCGCUGCUUGGGACUGUGUCCGAAGACACGGGGAAAUAAUAACAAUAAAAGCGUAAAUCUUCAGAAAAUAAGUAUUUUUUGUAUGAAAAAUGCCGAGUAAAAAAAAGAAAUACAACGCCAGAUUUCCUCCGGCAAGAAUAAAGAAAAUCAUGCAGACGGAUGAAGAGAUUGGAAAAGUUGCAGCACCAGUUCCCGUCAUCAUCUCACGGGCCCUCGAACUCUUCCUGGAAUCCCUUCUGACAAAAGCCUGUCAAGUCACGCAGUCACGGAAUGCAAAGACCAUGACGACAUCACAUCUAAAGCAGUGCAUCGAGCUGGAGCAGCAGUUCGACUUUCUGAAGGACCUGGUGGCGGCAGUGCCGGACAUGCAGGGGGAGGCCGAGGACAACCACACAGAGGGGGGCGAGAAGGUCCCGCGCAGAGGCCGAAAGCCGGGCCGGAAGAACGGAGGCGGCGGCACCAAGGGGAAGGACAAGAAGCAGUCGGGGACGGAGUCCGAGCAAGAGGACGACUCGGAGGACAGCGAGAUGGACGGGGAGGAGGAGGAUGAUGGGUCACGGUCCAGCUCCAACAUGCAGCCCGCUUCCCGUUUCCAGAGCUCUGGCGUCAGCCCGGACGUGCACCCGCAGUACCUGCACACGGUCAGCGGGCAGGGCGGCCUGGCCAUGUCUCUGGGGUCCUUCGCCCCGCACCCCUCCCUGAUGGGGUCCACGCCGCCCCCGCCCGCCCCCCCGCCUCACAACGAUGACAAUGACGACGAAGACUAUGACUCAUAGCUCCCCCCCCCCCCUCCCCCGCCCCACGCUGUUUUACACUUUACGUUGGUUGUUUUAAUUUGACUGCAUUCGGACCGUGGGAGGAGGCGGAGCCUACACCACCGGGAGAGAAGGAGGCGUGGCCAGACAUCGCCAUCGCCAGUGAAUAAUAGUUUGUAUAUUAUGUGUUUUACCAUUCUUGAUUUAUUUUUUUAUGUUUAUUUUUUGGGGAGGGGGGGUACACUACAUUACAAUGGUCUUGCACUUGCAGCGACAUGUGCGGCUACUAUGUUAGUAUCAUGUAUGCAUGUGUGUACUCUAUGUAGAACCCUGAGCGCAGUUUAAUUGCACAUGGAAUUGCAUAGUACUCGGGUGGUCCCUGCACAUGUACUUCAGGCUUAGGGCCAAUGUAAUGUAGUGCGAUCAUUUUUAAAAAGAAUUUGUUUUUGUGGAGAAAAAUUGAUCUGAGUUUUUUUUUUUUUUAUGUUCCUUUCAAACUCGCCCUCUUUCUCCAGUAAUGUCGGCUAGGCGUUUCAGAAAAGUAAAAGGGCUCUGGUACUGUAUGGACUGGGUGGGAUUUGAGGGCUUCCGGAAAGAGUUCCUCUCUUGGUUGCCUAGGUUGCAGGUGACCAGUGAAACAUCCUCAGUACAGUUAUGCUCCAACCUUCUCAGAGAGAUGCGGGCGACCAGCUCACCUGCUUCUGUGCAGCCUCAGAGCUUCAGGUGUCUGGUUUCCUUUUUCUUUUUUUUUUUUUUUUUUUUUAUAGAAAUAGUUCUCCUUUAAUGCUGUAGAUUGGCCACCACCCAUGAAAUGCGACUGUUCAGGACAUUUUUUUUAGGGGGAACGGCAGAGAAGGGGAGCGGUCACCUUGUGGCAGGUCACAACUCUGGCAAUCUACGAUCGAAGACCUUUCCCAUUUUCCUUUUGUGUCAUGUUUUAUAAAUGAGAAGUGACGUUGUCACCACAGAGCAGUCUUUAGUAGUGUAGUUUGCCUUCAUUGGUAGCAUUUGUUUUUUUUAGUAUUGAUUCCCCCCCCCCCCUUAUUUUAAAAUAUUUCCACCCACGUGUGCACCAUUGGGGCCAUCGAGAUAAAAGUGUACAUUUUCAUCAGAUGUUACGUUCAAAAGGAAUUACAGGUGUACCUUUCCGUAUUAAAUCAGUGCCAUGUAGUCCUAUGCCCCGCCCCCUCCCCCCCCCCACACCCAACGAAGACUCACCAAGUGAGUCCCAUCUCAUUUGCUUGGGUGUCCACACAGCACUGUGUGCUUACAUGGCCCAGCUGCUAUGACGAUGGCAGAAGCUGCAUUACGGUUGGACAGAGGGCGUUUGAUGCAGUUGACAGGUGCAGUGCAUUGGCCCAGAAACUGCUUGGCCCACUCACAGUAAUUACGCAAUGUUGCAUUGUGUUUUUAAAGCAGUAUAUUCCAAUAUAUAUAAAAAAAGGGAAUAGAACUGGCACACGGUUCUUAUUUUUGACAUUAUUUGCAAACUUUUUAGUUUUCACUGAGAGGAAUGAUUACUGAAAUCAAGGUUUUUUUGUUUUGCAGAAUUCAGAACUAUCCACCACCUUCCACCUCCCCUCCCCCUCUUGCUUCCUACCCCAAUCAUGUUGGUGUAAUAGUUUUCUCCUUAGUAUAAAUAUUCUUUUUCCCCCCGUUUAUUUUAAGCUGUUUUAAUGUAUAAAGUGAGAAACUGUGGAGCAGAUCCCAUUUUUGCUUCACAUCUAAAUGUUUAAUGAGAGGCGAGUGAAUUUGGUGUUUGUAAACUUUUAACAUCUUUUUUUUAUUUUGUAUGAGUGAAAUAAAGUUCAAGUUUCAGUAUA